Chara braunii is the source of this 1869-nucleotide messenger RNA. The record is from the annotation of a GenBank genome assembly. Lineage: Eukaryota; Viridiplantae; Streptophyta; Charophyceae; Charales; Characeae.
UUGUACGCCAACAACAUGUUGGAGUUUCGAGCGCCUUUCUACGCACUCGAAACGGCACCGUCUCGUGCCAUUGACUAGUGCAUGCCGCAACCUCCGCCGGGCGGUCAGCAUCCGGGAGGAGGUGGUGGAGGAGACGAGGGAGACGGCGAAGGUGGCGGAGGAGACGACUCACAGUUUGCCGUAAAGGGGACGGGCAAGAUAUCGUCAGUUGAGAAGGCAUCCGGCGGAAAGGGGUCAGGCGGAAAGGGGUCGGGCGGGAAGGAGUCGGGCGGGAAGGGGUCAGGCGGAAAGCGUAGAAUGUCCGGGAGUCCCCCGUAUAUGGAAACAGACCCCUACUGCGUAGGGAGUCGAGAUUUCGACAUGCAAGACGAGGCCACCUUGACAUCUGAUCAAGUGCGAGUAGAUCCGCACUUGUCUGCGAGGAGUUUGUUUCCCGUUGCCCAGGAGAGUCCAUCCCGCCGUGCGCAGCAGAGGUCUCCUGUGCUCAACACCUUGCUCUUGAAAGAGGGCGCGUCUUCAUUUUGCCUGGCGGGCAGGAUGCCUGCAUUGCGAAGGAGCGAAGGUGCGACCUCCGGUUCCCUCGGCUCAGACAACCGCCACAAUCUCCGAAUACAUUCGGAUUUGCUGUCGUCGCCCUACGCCAUAAGUGCUCCUCACGCAACAGUUCCGUGGGGCCAAGAAAAUGUGACGUCCUGGCCCCCGCAUCUUCAGUUGGACACAGGGUUACCCUGCUCAUGUGUUGAGACUCGAGACUGGCGGUCUCGGGACGUGCUGGAGGGCCCCGCUCCAGAAGUGUUAGAGACCGGGGGUAGCGAGAACGGACGUCACACUCCUGGGGAAGACGAGCGCUCUCCGGGAACGCGCGCUGUACAUCGGGAAGAGGAGACUCAACGCUGGCAGUCUCGCAAAGUGUUGGAGACCGGGCGUAGCGAGUGUGAACGUCAUGCUUCGGAGGGUGCGUCCGUGGACACUGACAGCGAGAGUGCAGGAGCUUCGGGGGAAACUUAUGUUGUAAAGCGGGGAGAGGAGACUCGACACGGGCGGGCUCGUGAAGACGUGAAGUGGCUCCACGCACGAGCGCUGGUGAUCAGGAGGUCCGAAGAGGUUCUGCACAGUCGCUCGGUUGUGGCCACGAUGCGAGAGGGUAUCAUUAAGGGAGGCGGAGAACCCGUGGUGGAAGGCGGUGAGGUGACUUUCGAUAUCCAGACGGAUCCACAGCGGAAAGAUGGUGAUUCUUCGCCCACCCGUUGCGGUGAAGAACAGGGUGGUCGAGCAUCUGUCCUGAGCACCGCUCGGGGAAUGGUGCUUCAUGAAGCCACAAAGUUGCGUGACGACUCGGCAGCCACUGAGCUGGUUAGCAACUCAAGCGUGGCCGAGAUGCAGGAUGUUGAAUUCUCCGUGGAAGGCGGUGAGGUUGCCGUCAGCAUCACGAUGGAUCCAGAGCGGAAAGAUCAUGAUUCUCCGUCCACCCGUUGCGGUGCCGAACAGGGUGAUGGAGCAUCUGUCCUCAGUACCGGUCGGGAAAUGGUGCUUUAUGAAGCCAUCGACUUGCCAAGCGACUCAGCUGCCACCGAGCUGGUUAGCGACACAGCCAUGGCCGAGGUCCAGAACCUUAAAUCGUCCGUGGACGUUGGCGCAGUGGCGCGACAGGAGGGCGAGUUCCCUCAAAGGGCUCCCGAGCACAGUGUGAGGUUGUUAAUGUCCCUGCCCAUGAAGCCUUUAAAAGCCGUGCGCGAGAAAAGUCUUUCACGGAGGUCAUUGGCCGCUUCACCGAAGAAGUCGUAAAGUAUAGGGUUGUUUAAAAGGGUCCAGAUGUCUCGCCUUUCCCAGAGAGCUGUCAAGGUUUUAAAGGCUUGUGGAAUAGAUGAG